CACUUGCCUUGUCCUACAGUUGUUUCCUUAUGUCUUUUCGUGUCUGUUUUUUUCCCUUUUGUGAUCUGUCCCUGUUCUUGGCCUCACUGUGGUUGUUUUUGUUUUGCAUCUUCAUUGUGAUUUUUAUCCUGUCUUUAUCUCUCCUGUCUUCAUUCUUUGUCUUCUCAUCUUUCCUCUGUCACUAAACCGUCGCCUCUCCCCUCCCAGUUGCGGGAGGCGGGGAUAAACCUCCAAAUCGCCCUCCUUUCUCCGCGCCCUGCCUCUGCUCCUUUUCCUCGCCUAGAAUCCAGUCUUCCGGUUUCAGACGGACCCUUUAUCUUAAGUUCUCUAGUUUCCCUCCGGAGGCCAGACUGAGGAAACAACCCCCCCCACCCCCGCACAGUCGGGGAGGAACGACAUCCGCCCAAGAGUUCCAUGGCCUCCACUUCCCGCCGCCAACGUCGAGAGCGUCGUUUCCGUCGUUACUUGUCUGCAGGACGGCUAGUCCGAGCCCAGGCCCUCCUCCAGAGACACCCAGGCCUUGAUAUAGAUGCUGGGGAGCCCCCACCACUGCACCGGGCCUGUGCCCGCCACGAUGCACCUGCCCUGUGCCUGCUUCUUCGGCUGGGGGCCGACCCUGCCCACCAGGACCGCCAUGGGGACACGGCGCUGCACGCUGCUGCCCGCCAGGGCCCUGAUGCCUACACGGACUUCUUCCUGCCACUGCUGAGUCGCUGUCCCUCUGCCAUGGGAAUAAAGAAUAAGGAUGGGGAGACCCCUGGGCAAAUUCUAGGCUGGGGACCUCCCUGGGAUUCUGCUGAAGAGGAGGAAGAAGAUGAGGCCUCCAAGGAGCAGGAGUGGAGGCAGAAGCUGCAGGGAGAGCUGGAAGAUGAGUGGCAGGAGGUCAUUGGGAGGUUUGAAGAUGAUGCUUCCCAUGAGACCCAGGAACCCGAAUCUUUCGCAGCCUGGUCAGAUCGCUUGGCCCGGGAACAUGCCCAGAAGCGCCAGCAGCAGCGAGAGGCAGAGGGAGCCUGCCGACCCCCACGGGCUGAGGGCUCCAGUCAGAGCUGGCGGCAGCAGGAGGAGGAGCAGCGGCUCUUCCGAGAGCGAGCCCGGGCCAAGGAGGAAGAACUGCGUGAGAGCCAAGCCAGGAGGGCGCAGGAGGCUCGCGGGGACCGAGGGCCGGAGCUAGCCAGGGCCGGACCCAGGGCAGAGCACCCCGGAGGAGCAGGGAGGGGCAGCCUCUGGCGCUUUGGUGAUGUGCCCUGGCCCUGUCCUGGGGGAGGGGACCCAGAGGCCAUGGCUGCAGCCCUGGUGGCCAGGGGUCCCCCCUUGGAGGAGCAGGGGGCUCUGAGGAGGUACUUGAGGGUCCAGCAGGUCCGCUGGCACCCUGACCGCUUCUUGCAGCGAUUCCGAAGCCAGAUUGAGACCUGGGAGCUGGGCCGCGUGAUGGGAGCUGUGACAGCCCUUUCUCAGGCCCUGAAUCGCCAUGCGGAGGCCCUCAAGUGAGCCCAGGGAAAGAGCGUGAACUGCAGGGAAUGCUGCCUUAGGGGCAGGGCAGUAGGAAGGGUAUGUCAGGGAUGACGAGGAAGAGGCAGAUGCUGCACGGCAGAGGAUAUAGGGUGGGAGCGAAACUUGUAGUGAGCGGGGGCGGGGGGAGUAUGGGCCACCACCGCCACUCCUUGCCUCUGCCGUUUCCUAAUAAGACCUGGUUCCACAUAUCA
Diceros bicornis minor is the source of this 1703-nucleotide messenger RNA. It is a transcript of the gene NFKBIL1, whose product is annotated as NFKB inhibitor like 1. The transcript has 4 exons. Gene Ontology annotation, biological process: canonical NF-kappaB signal transduction; negative regulation of toll-like receptor signaling pathway. The coding region runs from base 415 to 1488 and encodes 357 amino acids. NCBI's taxonomy places the organism in Eukaryota, Metazoa, Chordata, Mammalia, Perissodactyla, Rhinocerotidae. The record is from RefSeq and is a predicted model, not a curated record. Gene Ontology annotation, cellular component: nucleus. Gene Ontology annotation, molecular function: protein binding.